AUGGUGUGCCAUGUUAAAGACUGCACAGAUCCAGUCAGCACUGGUCCAUGGAGUUUCCUGCAGAUCAAGCAUAUGAUGGCUUUCAUUGAGCAGGAAGCCAAUGAAAAGGCUGAAGAAAUAGAUGCGAAGGCAGAAGAAGAAUUCAACAUUGAGAAGGGUCGUCUUGUUCAGACACAGAGGUUGAAAAUCAUGGAGUAUUAUGAAAAGAAAGAGAAACAAAUUGAACAGCAAAAGAAAAUUCAGAUGUCCAACUUGAUGAAUCAAGCAAGACUGAAGGUCCUCAAGGCAAGGGAUGACCUUAUUGCAGAUUUGCUGAAUGAGGCCAAGCAGAGACUUGCCAAGGUGGUGAAGGAUGCUGCCAGGUACCAGACACUGCUGGAUGGACUAGUUCUACAGGUCUGGUAUGGCUGUGCAUCAAACAAAACUGUCUCACUCUUGCAAGCUGGCCACGUCUGUCUGCUCGUUAUAUUUGAUCCAGUGAGGGAUCUGUACUCGGCAGUACUCACAGUUGGACUAGAUGAUCGCU
Messenger RNA from Leptosomus discolor (cuckoo roller), 526 nucleotides. Lineage: Eukaryota; Metazoa; Chordata; Aves; Leptosomiformes; Leptosomidae. The record is from RefSeq and is a predicted model, not a curated record.